AUGCCCUUUGUUGCGAAUACGCCCGAGUCGCUCGUGGCGCGCAACGACUCCAAGAAUCCCUCCACAACUUGCCGAGGCAUCACCACGAGCGGCCGACCAUGUCGACGCCCCAUCACGGCCGCACCCGUCGACCCAGCCCAGACGCUGCUGCCGCAACCCCGCCGGGCCAAGAUCACACACGAUGACCCCCGCGACGAGACGUUGUAUUGUUGGCAGCACAGAGACCAGGCGGCCAUGUCAGCGCACUCGAGUCCCGGCCCGCGGGGCAACGCCACACCGAUUCUCGAGGAGCGAAACCAGCAUCGACACGCUCGCCGGACAGAUUGGGACUCGUAG
This is a messenger RNA of Verticillium alfalfae VaMs.102, 336 nucleotides long. RefSeq lists its product as hypothetical. Lineage: Eukaryota; Fungi; Ascomycota; Sordariomycetes; Glomerellales; Plectosphaerellaceae. Bases 1 to 336 code for a protein of 111 amino acids. The record is from RefSeq and is a predicted model, not a curated record. The transcript has a single exon.